GGAGGAGGUGGCAGAGCCCUGUCCCGGUCUCUCCCUGUCGGGCUGAUCAAAUAAUUGUCAUUACGGUUUCGGCUGUGACCCGUUAAAUGGGGUCUCAGGUGCCACUGGAACCCCGGGGCCGUGACUCGGGCCCCGUGUUCAGUGGGGUUGCUCCUGAAAUUAUCGAGGACACACUGAUCCACUUGGCCACGGAGAAUGAGCAGUACUUGAGUGAGCUGCCCGAGCAGGCUGGGUACUUCAAAGAGACACGGAUCGUGGAAUUUAUAUUCCUUUUAUCUGAAAAAUGGCACUUGGACCAAUCAACACGGUACCAGGCAGUGGAGUUACUUGAACGGUUUAUGAUCAAGCAGGUAAAACAGAUGUGUGAUGACAGAGGGAACGCUAAAGGUCGUGACCAAGGGCAGAGGAGCAGCUGGAGCUCUGUGAGGGAUCAGAUAACCAACACCUUUGUCCUGCGACUCGUGUCGUGUGUUCAGCUUGCCAGCAAACUCUCUCUGCACUACAGUAGAGUGACCAGUGACACAGCUUUAAAAUUUCUGCAAUCCUUAAAAUACUCCUACACUAAACAGGAACUGCUGGAGUCGGAGCUUGCUGUUUUAAACACUCUGCACUUUCACAUCAAUGUGUCAACUCCAUUGGCCUAUGUGGAAUUGCUUCUGGAGGUUCUAGGAUACAAUGGCUGCUUGCUUCCUGCCAAACCCUUACACCAGCUGUGUGUGCAGCUGCUGGACUUCUGCUACCUGACCAGAGAGACCAUCUAUGACACUUUGCUGAAAGUCGCCAUUGAAAACUCCACACCAAGCAAACUGCAGAUAGCUAGGUUUUUAACAGUGAAGGAAGAUUUCAUGCUCUUGGCUGUUGGAGUCAUCAGUACAGGUGUGUUCAUCCUGAGCCCUGGGCACUGGGAGCAGGUUGUGGAGCAUUUAAACUGCAUCACUGGCAUUUCUCCACAAAGUAUCCUGGAGUUCUCCUAUGCUGUGGUGAGGCGCAUAGUUGGCAGCACUGCAUCAGAGCAGCACCGUGGGAACUGUGCAACCAAAUCUCCUGAGGACAGAAUUCUGCCUCAGAAAUAGAAUCACCCUGUCCAUUCAGUUACUGGCACAUCACUGCUGUGAACUGUCACACUGCUGACAACCGUGACACUGCCCAGGCACCCAGCACAGCUCAGGGGUACCUGAAUUCUGGAACAGCCCAUCAGUCACAUGUUAAUUACCAAAGCUUAUCCUGUUAGGCAUCACACUCAUGCUCUGAAGGGAGGCCCAACAGCACCACAGUGUUUAGAAAUGCCCCAAAAGCUUUAUUGUAAGAGCAGCAUCUUUUAAGUUUUGAAUUUAAGUUCCUUUUAACCAAAGAGAUCCCUCACAGUAGGUGUGGUUGAUAGGUACUGCCAUGCCUGGAGCUCAGCUGGGACCAGCUCUCACACCCGUGUUACAAGUGGGGCUGUGCCGUGUCCUCUUGCUGCUUUUAUAAAAUCCCUGUCUCAGCUGCCUGUGAUUGUCCCCCCUGUGCCAGCACUUGGACCCUGUUUGCUCUUGCCCCACCACAGCCAGUAGUGACCAGUGUUGUGAUGAGGGCAGAAUUGGGCCAGUGCUGUGACUGCCACCACAGCAGUGCCCAGGCUGGGUGUUCCUGUGAGUGCCAGGAGUUUGUGCUGUGCCAGGCACUACUGGCUGGAAACACCUGGAGUGUGGAAUAAUUUAA
Molecule: messenger RNA, 1701 nt
Organism: Cinclus cinclus
Lineage: Eukaryota; Metazoa; Chordata; Aves; Passeriformes; Cinclidae
Gene: CNTD1
Product: cyclin N-terminal domain containing 1
Exons: 7
Coding region: 87-1073 (328 amino acids)
Biological process (GO): reciprocal meiotic recombination
Cellular component (GO): site of double-strand break
Source: RefSeq, a predicted model, not a curated record